Molecule: messenger RNA, 558 nt
Organism: Rattus norvegicus (Norway rat)
Lineage: Eukaryota; Metazoa; Chordata; Mammalia; Rodentia; Muridae
Source: RefSeq, a predicted model, not a curated record
AUGCGGUGGGAAGAGAAGAAUCAGUGCCGAGCAAGAUGCCCCAAGGAAAAAGGCCAAAAGGAAGAAGGUGGCCCAGCCCCUUCCAUCAUCAAGAAACGGGAUGCCAAAAAAAUGGUCAAUCCUUUGUUUGAGGAAAGGCCCAGGAACUUCGGCAUUGGGCAGGACAUCCAGCCCAAAAGAGAUCUAUCAUUCUUCGUCAAGUGGCCACACUAUAUCAGGCUGCAGCGGCAAAGAGCCAUCCUCUAUAAGCGGCUCACAGUACCUUCUGCCAUUAACCAGUUCACCCAGGCCUCGGCGGACAGGCAAACAGCUACUCAGCUGCUUAAGCUUGCCCACAAGUACAGGCCAGGGACAAAACAAGAGAAGAAGCAAUGGCUGCUGGCUCAUGCUGAGAAGAAAGCUGUGGACAAAGGGGACAUCCCAACUGAGAGACCACCUGUCCUCCAAGCAGGGGUCAAUACAGUCGUUAACUCGGAAAACGAGGGUGCUCUGGUUAAACUGGUGGAAGCUAUUAGGACCAAUUAUAAUGACAGAUAUGAUGACAUCUACCACCACUAG